AUGUCGCUCUCCAAAGUCAAACACAUCGUUCUGGUGCUUUCAGGAAAAGGGGGUGUCGGCAAAUCAUCUGUUACAACCCAACUCGCGUUAUCUCUUUCUCUCGCAGGCCACUCAGUCGGCGUCCUCGAUGUCGAUCUCACGGGCCCGUCCAUCCCCCGCAUGUUCGGGAUUGAAGAUGCAAAAGUGACACAGGCGCCUGGCGGAUGGCUGCCCAUUACCGUCCAUUCAGCCGACCAAUCCUCGGGUAUUGGGUCGCUACGAGUCAUGAGUCUCGGGUUUCUCCUGCCACGCCGGGGCGAUGCGGUGGUAUGGCGCGGGCCGAAGAAAACAGCCAUGGUACGGCAGUUCCUGUCGGACGUGUUCUGGGACGAACUGGAUUACCUCUUGAUUGACACACCGCCGGGGACAAGCGAUGAGCACAUCUCGUUGGCCGAGACGCUGUUGCAGAAGGCGCGAAGCGAUCAGCUUGCCGGUGCGGUCGUCGUGACAACGCCACAGGCCGUGGCUACUGCCGACGUCAGGAAAGAACUCAACUUCUGUACAAAAACGGGCAUCCGUGUCCUCGGCGUUGUCGAAAACAUGAGCGGCUUCGUGUGCCCGAACUGCAGCGAAUGCACCAAUAUCUUCAUGAGCGGCGGAGGAGAGAUCAUGGCCAAGGACUUCAACGUUCGGUUUCUUGGGCGAAUUCCCAUCGACCCCCAGUUCUUGGUAUUGAUCGAAACUGGGAAGCAACCAAGGUAUCCCGAGGGCACAUCAGUCAAUGGACAGGAUAUAUCCUCGCCGCCGGAGGUCAUCGGCGGGGAUCAAGACACCCGGAAUUCCGCUCUCUUGGUGCAUAAAUACAAGAGUUGCUCUCUUGCCCCGAUCUUCGGCGCUAUCACAGCAGACGUCGUGGCCGAUGUCGCCGCUGCCGCACAUUAA
This is a messenger RNA of Parathielavia appendiculata, 921 nucleotides long. Its product is annotated as cytosolic Fe-S cluster assembly factor CFD1. Gene Ontology annotation, cellular component: cytosol. The transcript has 2 exons. NCBI's taxonomy places the organism in Eukaryota, Fungi, Ascomycota, Sordariomycetes, Sordariales, Chaetomiaceae. The record is from RefSeq and is a predicted model, not a curated record. Gene Ontology annotation, biological process: iron-sulfur cluster assembly. The coding region runs from base 1 to 921 and encodes 306 amino acids. Gene Ontology annotation, molecular function: ATP binding; 4 iron, 4 sulfur cluster binding; ATP-dependent FeS chaperone activity.